AUGACAAAGUCAUAUGAGUUCAACUGGCAGAAGCCUGUGCCUGAGUUCAUGCAAGAGGGCGCCUCUUUCGACAGAUUUGAUGAGGACCCGUACAUCUUUGAGCCAAAUUGUCAGGUGAAGGUGGAUGAGUAUGGCUUCUUCGUCUCGUGGAAAAGUGAAGGAAAGGAGGGCCAGGUGCUGGAGUGCUCCCUUAUCAAUAGUAUCCGCGUCGGUGCCACUCCAAAGGACCCUAAAAUCCUGUCGUCGUUCGAGGCCAUUGGCAAGACAGAGGCCGACCUGGAAGGCUGUAUCAUCUGUAUCUGCAGCGGUGCCGAUCUGGUCAACCUCAACUUUAUGUUCAUGGUGGCAGAGAACGCAGACACGGCCAGGAAAUGGACGGAGGGGUUGAGAUCAGUGAUUCACAACUUCAAAGCCAACAACGUUUGUCCGAUGACUUCUCUGAAAAAACACUGGAUAAAGAUGUGCGUCCUGACCAAUGUGAACGGCAAGAUUCCUGUUAGAGGGAUUACACGGACGUUUGCGUCUGGCAAGACCGAGAAGGGUAUUUUCCAGGCCUUGAAGGAUUUGGGCCUUCCUAGUGGCAAGAAUGAUGAAAUUGAGCAAUCGGUGUUCACGUUUGACAUUUUCUACGCACUCACGCAGAAGAUUUGCCCUCGCACGGACUUAGAGGACCUUUUCAAGAAGAUCAAUGGGAGCAAAAGUGAUUAUUUAACAGUAGACCAGUUAGUCAGCUUUCUCAAUGAAAACCAGCGGGACCCUCGGCUCAACGAGAUCCUCUUCCCGUUCUACGACCCCAAGAGAGCCACCCAGAUCAUCGAGAAAUACGAGCGGGAUGAAGAGCUGAAGAAGAAAGGCCGCAUGUCCAGCGACGGUUUCUGCCGCUACCUAAUGUCGGAUGAAAACGCGCCAGUGUUCCUGGACCGCCUCGAGCUGUACCAGGACAUGGACCAGCCGCUGGCUCACUACUUCAUCAGUUCGUCCCACAACUCCUACCUGACGGGCCGACAGUUUGGCGGCAAGUCAUCGGUGGAGAUGUAUCGCCAGGCAUUGCUCUCUGGGUGCAGAUGCGUUGAGUUGGACUGCUGGGACGGCAAAGGGGAGGACCAGGAGCCCAUCAUCACUCACGGCAAAGCCAUGUGCACAGACAUCCUUUUCAAGGAUGUGAUCCAAGCUAUCAAGGAAACGGCUUUCGUCACCUCGGAGUUUCCUGUUAUUUUAUCCUUUGAAAACCACUGCAGUAAACCACAGCAGUACAAAAUGGCCAAGUACUGCGAAGAGAUCUUUGGCGACUUUCUACAGAAGCAGCCCCUAGAGAACUUUCCGAUCGAAUCUGGUCGACCUUUGCCCUCGCCAAAUGACCUCAAACGAAAAAUCCUCAUCAAAAAUAAGCGGUUGAAACCCGAAGUGGAGCAGAAGCAACUGGAGGCCUUCAAAAAGCACAUGGAGGCAGGAGAGACCAACACCACUGCCAUUAUCAUGGGAGAGGAGGACGACGCAGAGAACGGAGAAAAGGAGCCCGAUGAUAAGGAUGUGACUUCAGAAGCGCCUAGCAGCCUGUCGGAGGCGACCAGUGACAAGGAGGCCAACAGUGACUCUCAACCUAAUGCCAACAGUGACUCUCAACCUAAUGCUGCAAGCACGAAGAAAGUCGAAGAGUCCAACAACAGUAUCAAGAAGGUGCCCGACAACGACGCAAAAGAGGCAUCCGAAGCUACGGAAGUAGCUGACGUUACAGAUAUCUCAGAGGCGUCCGACCCAGACAACAACAAGAAGGGCGGCGACGGCUCCGAGGACUUGGAGGAGGCUUUGAUUGCUCAGUAUACAUACGUGGGCGCCACCACAAACAUCCACCCGUUCCUCUCCGCUAUGGUCAACUACGCGCAGCCUGUCAAGUUCCAGAGUUUUGAUGUAGCCGAGGAGAAAAAUAUCCAUCACAACAUGUCAUCUUUCAACGAGUCGGUGGGCCUCGGCUAUUUGAAGACUAACGCCAUCGAAUUUGUCAACUACAACAAACGUCAGAUGAGCCGUAUCUACCCCAAAGGGGGUCGAGUGGACUCCAGUAAUUACAUGCCUCAGAUCUUCUGGAACGCCGGCUGCCAGAUGGUCUCGCUCAACUUCCAGACCCCAGAUUUGUCCAUGCAGCUGAACCAAGGGAAGUUUGAGUACAACGGCUCCUGCGGGUACCUACUGAAGCCUGACUUCAUGCGGCGGUCGGACCGCAUGUUUGAUCCCUUCUCAGAGACGCCGGUGGAUGGGGUCAUUGCCGCCACGUGCAGUGUACAGGUUUUUUCAGGCCAGUUCCUUUCGGACAAGAAAAUUGGCACGUACGUGGAGGUGGACAUGUAUGGCCUGCCGACUGACACCAUCCGCAAAGAGUUCCGCACGCGCAUGGUGAUGAACAACGGGCUCAACCCAGCCUACAACGAGGAGCCCUUUGUCUUUAGAAAGGUAAUCUUGCCGGAUCUGGCGGUGCUGCGGCUAGCGGUGUACGACGACAACAACAAGCUGAUCGGCCAGCGCAUCCUUCCGCUGGACGGCCUGCAGGCCGGCUACCGCCACAUCUCGCUGCGGAACGAGGGCAACAAGCCCCUCUCGCUGCCCACCAUCUUCUGCCAGAUCAUCCUCAAAACCUACGUGCCCGACGGCUUUGGGGCAUUUGUCGAAGCUUUGUCCGACCCAAAGAAGUUUCUGACAAUCGCGGAGAAGAGAGCUGACCAGAUGAAAGCCCUCGGCAUCGAUACGAACGACAUCGCUGACGUCCCUAGCGGAAGCUCCAAAAACGACAAAAAGGGAAAGGGCAAAGGGGACACGGUGAAGGCCAGCGUGACGCCACAGAGCAGCGCGGAUGUCGCGCAGACCUCCAACGCGGCCCAGAACAACACGGCGGAGACCAAGAAAGAUAACGCAUUGGUACCGAAUGUCAGCAUUGACGACUUAAAGCAAAUGAAGACGUACCUUAAACUCAUUAAAAAGCAGCAAAAGGAUUUGAGCACUAUAAAGAAGAAGCACUUGAAGGAUCAAAACACGAUGCAGAAAGCGCACAGCACGCAGGUGGACAAGAUGGCAUCGGCGCACGACAAAGAGAAGAGCACACUGGAGAAGCUGCUGGAGAAAGCCAUUAAGAAACGAGGGGAAAACAACUGCCAAGAACUGAAGAAGGAAACCGAAGUCAAGAUCCAAAAGCUGGUCACCGAUCACAAAGCAAAGGUAAAGGACUUGACGGCGCAGCACACCAAGGAAUGGUCGGAGCUCAUCGGCGGCCACGCCAGUGAAGAGCAGGGGCUGAAGGAUGCCCACGUCACGCAGCAGUGCGAGCACCUCAAGAAGCUGCUGAGUAGCGUUCAGGAGCAGCAGACCUCACAGCUCAAACUCAUACAUGAACGGCAGAGCAAAGAGAUGCGAGCCAACCAGGCCAAGAUGUCUAUGGAGAACAGCAAAGCUAUUAGUCAGGAUAAGAGCAUCAAAAACAAGGCGGAGAGGGAAAGGAGAGUGCGAGAGUUGAACAGCACCAACACGAAGAGGUUCAUGGAUGAGAGAAAGAGGUUGGCCAUGAAGCACCAGAAGGAAAUAGAGCAGUUGGAGAAGAACCAGAAAGAGCAAGUGGAGAAACUGGACAAGUUUAAUGAGCAGCUUUUGGCAUCACACCAUGAAAACAAACAAAAAGGCAAAGGAAAUGGAGCAGAUGGCCAUGUCGGAGGAGGAGAUGGACCGCAGACCUGCCCCGUUGGUGUGAGCGUCUGA
Molecule: messenger RNA, 3741 nt
Organism: Nerophis lumbriciformis (worm pipefish)
Lineage: Eukaryota; Metazoa; Chordata; Actinopteri; Syngnathiformes; Syngnathidae
Source: RefSeq, a predicted model, not a curated record